This is a messenger RNA of Meloidogyne enterolobii, 355 nucleotides long. NCBI's taxonomy places the organism in Eukaryota, Metazoa, Nematoda, Chromadorea, Rhabditida, Meloidogynidae. The record is from the annotation of a GenBank genome assembly.
AUGGCAGCACUUUUACUUUUAAAAAUAUUUAUUCCUUUUUUAUUAGUUUCUCUAUAUUUUGUUUCUUCUUCUUUUAAAUUUAAUCAAAAUAAUAAUGAAGUAAUUAAAAGAUUAUCUACAAUUGUUGCUUUAAUUACAAAUACUAUGGCUAUGGUAGGUUGGGGAGACUUUUGAGUGUCUGUACAAUUCGCCGAUGCGGACAAUUCGCCGAAAAGGGGUUUUUAUGUUCCUAAAUUGGAUGAUACUUUCCACCAUGAUUACACCUCAUAUUUGAGCCCUUUUUCUAACUUAUUCCGAUCUCUCUCUCUCUCUCUCUUUAAUAAAGACUUCACCAUGAUGCAUUUUUUGAGGUAUA